AUGUCUGUCAUGCUGGUGGCGGAGACGGUCUACCUCAACGCCGUUAGCAUCUUCGUCAGGCUCCUCCGCUGGAAUCCGGAGAGGCAGCAGAAAUGGGAGGUCCUCCAGACGGACCCCGAGACCGGCAACCUAGCGUUCCCUGUGGUCCUCAUCCAGAUCCCCAUGUACAAUGAAAAGGAGGUAUUGUCCCACCUUCUAGCUAAUGUAGCUCUCUCCUGCUCUCUACAUUAAAUUUCACAACUCCAUCUCCAACUCCACCGUUUGUCUGUCUGUCUGUCUGUCUGUCUCUCUCUCUCUCUCUCUCUCUCUCUCUCUCUCUCUCUCCCAGAACAAUCUCAAUCAGAACAUUAAGAAAAAAAAUUGUGGUGGUUUAAGGUUUACAAGCUCUCCAUCGGGGCAGCCUGUCGCCUCCUCUGGCCGCCUGACCGGAUCAUCAUCCAGGUGCUCGACGAUUCCACCGACUACUUGAUCCGGGUAAGCUGUAGCGUCCAAAUCAACUGGUUUCUUUUCCGUUAUUUUCGGAUAGUAUGCACAUUUACAGGCUAUGAUUAUAUUGUGAGAGGGAAGAAUCGAACCAUGUGGGAGCAGGUGUCCACGUUGCUUUUACCAAAGCAUGGACGCCUAGACGGGCCCUUUCUUGGUUUCGUGGGGAGGUUGGGAGAGAGACCCAGUUGCUGCCUCAGGCGAGGGCACAAUCCAAUGAAGUUUUCGCUGGGGAUCACUAAAGAAGUCCGCUUUUGCCCGUUCACCGGAAUAUGUUUGUUCCGGUUGUGGACAGAGAGAGAGCGAGAGAGUCCCUGGUUUCGAGAUCUACAGCUCCAGACCUCUUCCCUGAUUUUGAGAUAUUCAAACAUUGGAGCACACGUUGCGUGUGCGAAUGGGACUCGUGGAAAGCAGGUCACACGGGUUUUGACCGUCUCCUGAGGCGUACUGUCGGUGAAUUAGCUGAAAGGGGAGUACCCCCGUGGCCGCUGCCGGCGACGAAUGGGAAGACGUCAGUGAUAAUAAUGAUCGAUCGUACGACUGCUGAAAAUUACCCUCGCCCUUCCCGUUAACUCUACGUGGACGGCGACUCGUUUCGUCGCUGCGGAACAAACCAAAGGUUUCAUUCCCUGGGCUACCCGGUAAAAGAACCUAAUCGUAAAAAUACCCUGGAGGGUAUUUAUGGAAGCGGCGAAACCUAGAGGGUGGAGGCGCAGUUUCCCUGUGAGAUAUUCCUCAAUUCUUAGGAGUGCUAAGUGCCACGUAAUGUGAUUUGGGUGAUAUUUAGGGCCCAAUCAGCGAGUUCACCAGUUCAUGCAAGUUGUGCGAAAGGUCACCACAUGUGUCUAAGUGUCUAGACAGAGGUCAGGUUCAGACUGGUCGAAUCAGCUAACUACGGCCAUAGAAGCUUGCCAGACUAGCCAUUUCAGCUGAUUGGACCAGGUCGGACUAACCAGGAAUCAAUAUCUUUGGCCAUAUUCCAAAGGAUAUAUGGGACGUCUAGUAACGACAAUUUUUCACGUUUCUUCAUGUUCCUAGAGAAUAAAUAAGCACAACUGCGAAAAACAUGCCCGAGCGCUCUUCUUUCAUCUCAAUGUAAGAAUAUGUAGAUAAUUUAUUGAGAAUAUACGUACAGCUGCAUUCCAUUUGAAUGGUCUUGUUCAUCGUACAAAAAAGGAAAUAAAUAAAACACUCUGUUUGUGUUUUUGGUGAGAAUACAGGAGAUGGUGGAGCUUGAAUGCAAGUCCUGGGCUAGCCAAGGUGUGAACAUCAUGUACGAGUUGAGAGACGGAAGGAAGGGAUACAAGGCGGGAGCUUUGAAAAGUGGGAUGAGGCGGAGUUACGUCCAGCGAUGCGAAUUUGUUGCCGUCUUCGACGCCGACUUCCGACCCGAGCCGGACUUCCUCCGUCGGACUGUCCCUUUCCUCGUCCACAACCCCAGGAUCGCCCUUGUCCAGGCACGCUGGGAUUUUGGUAUGCUUCAUGAUAAUAAUAAUGAUAGUAACGGCCGUAACCAUAAUGAUUUAUUUAAUUUAUGAGCAGCAAGGAUUUGAGGACACUGACCAUUUGUGUCCAAAUGAUCGGAACUUCUUGAAUCUUUGAAGAUCAACGAUGGAAAAAUACUGAUAUCUCGCUUGAAGGUUUAUGAAAGACCAUGUAUGCACAAUGUUUCCUGAAAAGGUUUACUGACAUGAUUUCAAAAGGUCAUAUUUGAUGAUAAUCGACUACAUUUUGGUAUAAUUGCGUUGAAUUCAAUGUUUCGAUGGUUACUUGAACUUCUCUGACCUUCUCUUCUGUAAAACUUAGUGCCCAUGAUUCACACUCCUAUUAGCAAUUAUCCGUUCAUAGGGAGCUGCUGACGUAAGACCUAACGGGCUAUUUUGCAGUAAACUACAAGGAGUGCUUGAUGACGAGGAUACAAAAGAUGUCGUUGGAUUACCAUUUCAAGGUGGAGCAAGAAGCGGGUUCUUCUGCCCAGGGUUUCUUCGGUUUCAAUGGUUUGGAUUCUUGGCUGUGGGAUUGACGCUGUUUCAUAAGAAAAAAUUGGGAUACAUUAUCUGUUGCACGGUCGACCAUUGUUUGAGCAUGAAAGGGCAUUUCUGUAUCAUUCCACUGUGAAGGGACUGCCGGCGUCUGGAGAAUAUCAGCUCUUAAUGAAGCCGGAGGGUGGGAAGAUCGAACGACCGUCGAGGACAUGGAUUUAUCCAUCCGAGCUUGCCUUAAAGGCUGGAGAUUUUUAUACGUUGGUGAUGUUAAGGUAAAUAUCGUCGGAAUUUUUCGCUCUUCCGUUGUUCCAAUCGGUUGUGAUCCGCAGCUAUUAUCUUGGGUAUCAGACUACUUUUCGAGAACUAUCUUCUUGAAAUUUAUAAUCUUGGGCUCUGAUGUUUCUGUGUUUUCUAUCAAUGGCAUUGUGUGCAUGUGAAUGGACCUUAGAAGAAAUGAACUAGCCAAGGCAUCAUGUUUAUUAGCAACUAGGCUUCGAGUUUUCCUCAGGAAUGAGAUCUGAUCAAGUCCAGGGAAAUACCCUUAGUCAAUUCUCCUGGCUUCCUGUUUCCUGUAGGUGAAGAGUGAAUUGCCGAGUACCUUAAGAUCAUACAGAGAUCAGCAGCAUCGGUGGACUUGCGGCGGGGUGAAUCUAUUCAGGAAGAUGGGUCUGGAAAUACUGAGGGCCAAGGUUGGUAAUCCAGAAACUGAGUUUCGCAUUCAAUAAUCACGAGGGACAACCCAAAAGAGGGUGAGCAAGCGUCGCCUUCUGAAUGAGUCAGGAAGUCUCGCCGUGGAAAAAGCUCUACUUGAUCUACAACUUCUUCUUCGUGAGGAAGGUUGUGUGCCACGUCCUCACUUUUGUCUUCUAUUGCGCGGUGAUCCCCAUCACUUCCUUCGUUCCUGAAGUCGAGAUUCCCGCAUGGGGCCUCGUCUACGUCCCCACAACCAUCAGCCUCUUCAACGCCAUGGUGAAUCCUAGGUUUGAGCCCACAGCGACUUAGUAAGAUUCGCCUCCACUGCAUACAGUUCUCUAUUCUCACCGGAGGUUCUCUCAUGGCGGCAGCUCGAUCCAUCUCAUCGUCUUCUGGAUCCUCUUCGAGAAUGUAAUGGCGAUGCAUCGCAUGAGAGCGACCAUGAUCGGCCUUUUGGAGUUUGGAAGAGUUAACGAAUGGGUGGUCACCAAGAAGAUCGGAGAUACUCUCAACGAAAUACCCAAAUCUGGAGAACACGAAGAUCCUCCAAAAGGGAUUAGGGACAGGUGAUUAUCACGUACGCAUAAAACUCUGAUUUUCCUUCAUUCUAUGAAUGUAGGUCGUGCAAUUAAAACACAAUUAGGAGUAAUAAAUAUGGGCCAAUAUUGUUAGAUAUAUUAAUUUUUCUAUCAAAGGACUUAUCUCAUUCCUUCAGCUAGGGAUUAGUCUAGAAUCAUUGAUUACCAGUUUUACACGACGGGUAACACACUUAAUGUCUAAUUUUUUAUACCCUUCAGGCUUCUAACUCCCAGGUGCUGAGUAUCAGUCCAGCCUCAUGAUUUAAUCAUCUUGCUCAAUGAGAUAUUAUUCUAUCAUCAAUGUCUGACAGGAUCUACUGGAACGAGCUUGCGUGGGGCGUCUUCCUCUCGGUAUGCGCAUCUUACAAUCUUGCCUACAACAAGAAUUACCACUACGUUUACAUCUACCUGCAAGCCAUCGCAUUCUUCGUGGUGGGAUUGGGUUAUGUGGGAACAAAUAUCUCUCCCUGA
Spirodela intermedia is the source of this 4210-nucleotide messenger RNA. Lineage: Eukaryota; Viridiplantae; Streptophyta; Magnoliopsida; Alismatales; Araceae. The record is from the annotation of a GenBank genome assembly.